AUGAUAAGGAACGAAGACCGGAGGUGUAAAGCCGAAGGAACGCGGGGAAGCGAAGGGGGGGUGGAGAAAGCAAAAAUCAACGGGAACUCUGAGGAAACUAUGGAGGAGGGGCCGGCCGGAGCAGACGUGCCAACUAGGGAAAGAAGCCGCGAGGAGAAGGCCGGAAAGCCACGCAGCCGCACACUGCAACCGCCCCCGCAACCGCUCAGUCUCGCUUUAGCGUUUGGCUCACUUGCACGAGCGCUUUCCAAUCGCCUCCUUCCAGUCUCCUCGCAGCCGGUCAUACCGGAGGGCGCUCCCUGCCCUGCAGCUGUAGGAAGAAAUCGGUCGGCGGCUCGCGCGCUGGGGCCGUGCGUGACGCGUGGCGCAACACCCAUUCCGGCCGACAGGCCCGCGGCGUGGUGUCUUUUUUCUUUACGGAUGUGCCAGUCCAUGUUCACGCACGUUAAGUACCUGGCGCCGGGGGGUCCGUCUCAAGCGGAGGCGAUGGCAGCCGCUCUGCGCGCUACUUUCCGUGGGCGCAUGCCACCGGUCUGCGGCUGA
This is a messenger RNA of Klebsormidium nitens, 543 nucleotides long. Lineage: Eukaryota; Viridiplantae; Streptophyta; Klebsormidiophyceae; Klebsormidiales; Klebsormidiaceae. The record is from the annotation of a GenBank genome assembly.